GUUUUAUAUUGAUUAGUGUUUGGCUAAUCACUUGGAUUACUUGUCAGCAUGUGCUUUUUCUUUAUGAUAAACUAUAGGUUUGUCAGCUCUAAGAAGAUAUGCCCAGAUCUUGUUGUAGACCUUACCAGGUGCGGUGCAUGGUCAAACCAUGAAAUGAUUUGGCCUAUAAAAGGAUGGCCAUGCCUGAUAUUAAUCUUCAAAACAAAAUUUGCCCUCCAUUUGUUUUCUCUCUCAUUACUUAAGGGAUUAGCAAUAUUCAUGGAAGAAGUUGCCUCAACACUGAUUUCUCCAACAUGGGAUGAAGAUGAUCAAGAACAUGAGCAAUCUUCUAAGAGGGUCAGAUUAUUCGGGGUUGAGAUGAACCUCAUGUGUAAGAAGAAUGAUCAUACCGUGAUGAUGAUCAAGGGCUCUGUGGAGGGUGGUGAUGAAAGUGUAAAUUCUUCAUCAAUAACAGUCUCGACAUCUUCAGAUCGGGAAAGGAGGAUUUCUCCCAAAGAGGUUCAAGAGAAGAGGUUUGAAUGCCAAUACUGUUUAAAGGAAUUUGCAAACUCUCAAGCCUUAGGAGGCCAUCAAAAUGCCCAUAAGAAGGAAAGGAUGAAGAAGAGGCGGCUGCAGCUUCAAGAACGAAGGGCCAGCAUGAACUACUAUUAUAACAACAACCAGCUCGGAUCUAAUGUAUGGUACUAUGAUUCGUCGUUCUGUCCUCCUCCAGAAUUCACCAUUUCUGAUGAAUCCCAGAUAAGUUUCUCUUCUCAUGAUCAUGGUCAUGAUCAUGAUCAAGAUCAUCCUUGUGGAUUGGGAUGGUAUGGUGCCCAUAUCCCCUUUGAGCUGCAGGACAACCGCCCUGUAGUGAUCAAACCAUCUCCUAUGGCCCUGGCUCCAAAGCAGAGUAGUCAUAAGCCUUUAGAUCUUCAUCUGAGUCUUGGGGUUAACUUGUAGAAUUGUUAUAUGUAGUGAUUCAUUCACUUUACUAAUAUAAUAU
Molecule: messenger RNA, 982 nt
Organism: Impatiens glandulifera
Lineage: Eukaryota; Viridiplantae; Streptophyta; Magnoliopsida; Ericales; Balsaminaceae
Product: zinc finger protein 5-like
Exons: 2
Coding region: 49-939 (296 amino acids)
Biological process (GO): gibberellic acid mediated signaling pathway; cytokinin-activated signaling pathway; trichome morphogenesis
Cellular component (GO): nucleus
Molecular function (GO): transcription cis-regulatory region binding; DNA-binding transcription factor activity
Source: RefSeq, a predicted model, not a curated record